CAUUUACACCGUACCAUGCAUCAUCAUCAUCAUCCAUGCAAUCGCAAACCCAUCACCGUCUCUUCCCUCCUCUUCUUCUUUCUCUAUCUCAACCUCCAUAGCCCACAAACCAUCGAAGCUCGAAACCCCUCUCAGUUUACAAUCAAUCCAUCCCAGCCUGACGUCGUCACUAUACCGGAAAUCAAACGUCACCUUCACCGGUUCGGUUACCUCCAACGCAGCAACGACAGUAAAUCCGACGCCAUUUUGUUCGAGAAGGCUCUCGCUCGUUACCAGAAAAAUCUCGGUCUACCGAUAACCGGGAAACCAGAUUCCGACACGUUGUCACAUAUUCGGUUACCAAGAUGUGGAUUUCCUGAUUACGUGGAAUCCAAAACGACGGCGUUUCACGCAGGACAAAAAUACGUGUAUUUCCCCGGAAAGCCCAGGUGGACAAGAGACUCUCCAUUGAAGCUAACGUACGCCUUCUCGCAGGAGAACCUAACCCCUUAUCUAACACCGGCACAAAUACGGCGCGUGUUCCGACGCGCUUUCGGCAAGUGGGCUUCGGUGAUCCCUGUAAGCUUCGUCGAAACAGAGGAUUACGUCUUCGCCGACAUCAAAAUCGGAUUUUUCGCCGGAGAUCACGGCGACGGAGAGCCAUUCGACGGUGUUUUAGGUGUUUUGGCCCACACUUUCUCGCCGGAAAACGGUAGGCUUCAUCUGGACAACGCAGAGACGUGGGCCGUCGAUUUCGAUGAGCAAAAAUCGAGCGUGGCCGUUGAUUUGGAAUCUGUGGCGGUGCACGAGAUCGGUCACGUGCUUGGGCUGGCUCAUAGCUCGGUGAAAGACGCGGCAAUGUAUCCAACGUUAAAGCCCAGAAGUAAGAAAGUGGAUUUGAACAUCGAUGACGUCGUUGGAGUACAGUCUUUGUACGGAACAAACCCUAAUUUCACGUUAAGUGCUUUACUUGCGUCGGAGACUUCUACCAAUCUAGCCGAUGGUACGAUGAUGAUUCGGCCUCAAGGACUUAUCUUUUCGACUCUGAGUACUCUUCUCUUUCUGAUUUUUCUUGAUUUGUAGGUUACUACAUAAAUCUUCUUCUUUUCUAACUGUUCCAUUUAGUUAUUAGUUUUGUUGUUUAUAAACCAUGUUUUCAUUAUUGUAUAUUUUAU
Eutrema salsugineum is the source of this 1154-nucleotide messenger RNA. Its product is annotated as metalloendoproteinase 4-MMP. NCBI's taxonomy places the organism in Eukaryota, Viridiplantae, Streptophyta, Magnoliopsida, Brassicales, Brassicaceae. The transcript has a single exon. Gene Ontology annotation, molecular function: zinc ion binding; metalloendopeptidase activity. Gene Ontology annotation, biological process: proteolysis; collagen catabolic process; extracellular matrix organization. The record is from RefSeq and is a predicted model, not a curated record. The coding region runs from base 16 to 1062 and encodes 348 amino acids. Gene Ontology annotation, cellular component: extracellular matrix.